AUGCCGGCCACGGCAUUGCAUCAAACCUCAUGGCAAAACGUGAGGUGGCGCAGUGACGUGCGAAUCGGCGAACGAUCGAGUGGUCACCUGAGAUUUGUCGGAGUUGUUUGUCUCCGGUUUUUGUGCCGUCGCUCUGGACGAUGGCGGAGAGGCGGCGGCGAUUCGGAGGGAAGGGCAGCAACGAUGUCUCAGAGAGAAAAGUGGGUAGAGUGUGUAUUCGAAGAUAGAGAAAUGGAGAAUGAUGAAUAA
Sphenostylis stenocarpa is the source of this 249-nucleotide messenger RNA. The record is from the annotation of a GenBank genome assembly. NCBI's taxonomy places the organism in Eukaryota, Viridiplantae, Streptophyta, Magnoliopsida, Fabales, Fabaceae.